Messenger RNA from Varroa destructor (honeybee mite), 5593 nucleotides. RefSeq names its product transport and golgi organization 6 (gene Tango6). Gene Ontology annotation, biological process: protein secretion. Lineage: Eukaryota; Metazoa; Arthropoda; Arachnida; Mesostigmata; Varroidae. The record is from RefSeq and is a predicted model, not a curated record. Gene Ontology annotation, molecular function: protein binding.
ACAUUAGACUUCAAGUUGAAGAAAACUUUAGCAGUCGUAUAAAUUUAACAACGGCCGCCUUUAAAUGUAUUUAACGCAGAAGUGGUCUGAUAGGCCUGAGUUGGUUGUUUUGAACGUUUCUAGAAGCAAUGAUAAAUUUGUUUCUGUAAACUAGUCGAUUUAUAAUACGAACAUCCGUCUAUCAAAGGUUAUAUACGAUAGUGCGCAUAUAAGUGUAGCAAAAUAUUUCUUCUCGGCAAGUGCGUGUGUGUGUGUUAAAACAGCCGACAGCUUUUCGUAGGGUUCGCAGCACUUUAAUAAAUUUCACAUGCCAAAUCUAAUUUGCACAAAAAGUACUCGGUUUGUGUGUGUUGAGGUGCAUAAUGUUGGCGAAUGGUUUAUUUGGCGUGUUGGAAAAGCUGAAGGAUGACGACUGGGAAAAUUGUCAAUCCAUCCAGAAGCACAUCAGCGACGGGCCGAUACCAAUUAGCACAGAUCCAUCAUGGCGUAAGGUGCAACAUAUUAGUCUGCUACUUGACGAACUAUCCAGGACAGCUUUCACUGAUUCAAAAGAGUCAGUGAUACUGAGCGUCUCUCAGAGGAAAACUUUAUCACAGACGUUUGACUUUCUUGUCGGUUACAGUAUUCGACCAAAUCUUCUCCCAGCAGUAUGGAGAAGUACUCAGAAAACCCCAGCAAGCGAACCCGUAAGAGCUUUACAGGAACAUCGACGGCUUGUCGGCUCUAUCAAUCUAUUAUUGUACUUUGCUUCUAUACACCAAUUUGGAUCUCUUCUCUACGAAAAACACUUAGCUGACAUUCUGAUUACAAUGUUUCAACUGUGUCACGCUCCUAUUCGAAAAGUAAGCAUCGAAAAUUGUAAAAAGACGAGUCUAGAGGGGCGCGAGCUAUCUAUAUACGUGUGGCUUACACAUGGACUUGAAAUCAAGGACGAAAAUGAAACUAUUACUGUGGAGAGCGUUGUAGCAGAAAUGAAGUCUGAUCGAAUGGGCCUCCUUCCAAAGCUCGAUAAUCUGCUAGCAACGGUAUUUCAACCGGCUAUGAUCAAAUGCCUCCUGGAGAUCUUGUCACAUGCAAAUCCGGCGUGGUUACGUAAGGCGUGCUCAAGCAGACUUUCAAAUGCUCUACUACGCAAGAACGGACUAGCGCACCUGUUGACAGCAGUCAGUGAUUCCUUAGGCGCAGACAUCGCUGAGUGGAAGCGGAUGGAGAAUUUCGCCUUGCUCGUGGCUCGCUGCCCAUCGUUUAUAGAUCAGGAAAGCUAUUUCAUGAAUAUCGGCGACCAGCUGCGUAGUAUUAUGUAUAUUUGCAAGGAUCUAGCCCAAUUUCGUUUAAUUGUGGCUGUGCUGAACUCGCUUUUGGCUUGCAAUUCGAUUUUGGCUAUUGAACACGUUUUCUGCAAGUGCUUCAAGAACUUCGUUGACGUUCUACGUGGACUAGGUGCAGUUUCCUCUGAGGAACUUCGUCAGCAUUUCGAAUUCGUUUCGAACGCACUCGAUCUGCUGCCCCACGAUGCUGUGUUGUUGGAAGCUUUUGCGACACUAAUGCCAGUGUACCUAAAAGUGGCAGCUUUUAGCCACAAGUCGGCUAGCAGUAUGACUCAGCAGGCGACGGAGAUGGUCGCAAAACUUACUGACAAGAUAGAGGAAGGACCACUAAUAGCGAUUGGGAUUUUCGAUCCAAGCGAAAUACGAUUCCAGAUGCACCCACAUGUGAACGCAUCAUUUGCCAAUAACGGGGGUGUGCAGUUGACGACCACCGAUGACGACAAUGUGACAGAUAAUGCGUUUCAACUAAAUGCCAAUACUUAUGUAGAGUUGUUUAUUUCUCUUGGCAAAACCCAGUUUAGACUUAUACCAAGGCUUUUUUUCGUGUUACUUAGUAAGUUUGAUCAGCUCAAGGAGGAUGCUUCCCCAAAGAAGGGCAUAUUUUUCGGAGUUUUCGUAGCGUCCCUCAUCACAGCGUUCGAGCCUCUGGUACAAAAAUCUUUAAAAGCGGAUGUCGAGCUGAUGACCGAAUUCACACUAGUGAACCUUCAGAGGUACUGUUUGACACCCAGCGCGACCAAUGACGACGACAGCCUAACCCUUAUACUUGGUAUGCUCGAAACGUUAACGUCAAAUAGUGAUCAGUUAAGUUUGACUGGUCUUAGUAGACUUAAGCUUGCCUCAAAGUUGCUAAAGGAUAUCUCCGGGCCCCUGACUGACCGGUGUAAUGAUCUUGUUAAAAUUAUCGAUGAACUUGAAGUGGCAGGAAAUGUAAAAAGCUUUAAGGAUCCAGUGCCAUUCCUUUCCUGGAAAUUUGCUCCCAUCGCUACUAAGGCACUAUUAAAUAUAGAGUGGAAUCAAGCGGACAGUUCGGCUCCUGACGAAGACCUUGUUGACUGGAGGGAGCCCACGCUUGAAGAACUGAUAGCAAAAAGGAUACAGAAGAACCAAAAGUCAAACAGGGCUUCCAUCUACGGGACGACUAGCAUCUACCGAAGCGUCAAACAUGAACUACACAGUCCCGAUAUUGCUAUACGGGGUCACGGAUUCAUUCAGCUUCGGAAACUGCUAUCUGCCAGAAACAGCGAAGCAGUCAAAGAUAUUGAUACAAUUGUCAACUUGUGCCGGCAGGGUAUGGAAGAGUCGGAUUCAUACAUCUACUUAGGAGCGGUUCAAUGCUUCGCGCAGUUAGUUGAAUUGGACACAGCUCGGCAGCUUCCUGUACUUAUUGAUGUACUCAGCGGUGUGUCAACUAAGGAUAACCGAAUUCGGGUACUUCUGGCCGAGUGUCUUGCUCGAUGUGUACCGUCAUUUGGCGACAUGAUGUCUGUCUAUUCAAAACGACUCAUUGAGGUUCUUUUCGGGUGUUGCAGUGAUGAAGAGGAGCUGAUACGUGUUUUUGGCUGUUCGCUUUUGGGCGAGGUCAUCGCAAGGCUCUUGAACGUUGAACGAAUAUUUCAUCAAUCGCUUAACAUUAUCGUGGCUCUAAUGACAUCGGACGAAAGUGAUAUGGUUCGAUUGGCGGCGGCCGAAGGACUGGCAACUCUUCUUAAAAAUAUUGAUAAGUCGAUUCUGGCUAGAGACUACGGUGGUGAAGUGCGAGACUUGCAUCGUGUUGUAAAACAUUUAUAUGCGAGGACAGAGAAUCAACGGCUUCAAUAUCACCUUCAAGAAGUUUUGUUUGCUCUAGGAGAUCUCGCUAAGAAGCUUCUUCGUGGAAGAGGGAUCGAUAAGCAUUGUAGUUCCCGAAUGCGAGAAAUGAGAUUGUGAUCGUAGAUUAUUCAAGGUUUGAACUUACAAGAAUCUCUUUCGUACAAAAGAAUUUCAUUGUAUAUUUGCUUCUUUGUCGGAGUCAUUAUUUUUACUGCAAGAAAUAGAGUUAACUAGAACUUCCAGGAAAAUGAACGAUUUUCAAUAUAUAUCUCUGACAGUCUUAGAUAACCAUAUUUUAUUUUAUGUAUCAUUCGAUCUCGGUCGCCAGGCAUUUCACAAUGCCAAAAUAAGGACAACAUAGGUCGACAAUAGAGCGACAAAAUGUACAAAAAUCGCCACUUGUGUUCAGUUACUAUACAGGUAAUCUAAAGUUAAAGCAACUAAAACUUUUUUAAGGCCAUGUCUUAAGCCAAAGGACAUAUCUGCGAUGAUUUAUGAAGACAUAGAACAUGUAAAUUCAAUGCCGAUACAAAGUAUUGAAAAGUAAAAGAAAAAGAUAAAGUGUCAGUUAUAGCUACCGUCUAUUAUUUUAUCAUCAAUAAUACGAACCAAUCCAGCAUCCAGAUAGCAAGCAACGUUUGUCGAGGAGUCCACGCACGUAUCAUCGAUUACUUCGCGCCUUCUCUUCCCUAUUUCAGCAUUGUACAUUGUUCCGUCUUUUAUAUACAUGUAGGUAAAUUACUAUUUCAUAACACUAUGCUUAUAUAUAUGCUUUCCAUUACGCAGGCGUUCAGGUUCGCUAGAAACUCUGGAGUAUGCCAGAGAACAAGUGUAGUUGUGUAUUCAUGUGCAGGUGUUGUUUUUUAUAAUUUUAUACCACUGCGAAUGAUCACUACGUGUAUCAUUAGCGUCAAGAAUGAUAUUCUGUUUUGUAGAUUAGUGAUAGAGAUAAAAACAAUAACACUAGAUAGCACGAGACGCAAAUGGAAGUAUGCCAAUCUUUAAGGGUUAAAAUAAAAUUCGUCUUUGUUCGGUACGUUUCGUACGAUUUCAGUUUGUCACAUUGUCAGUUGACGAACUUAUUUACCUACAUGAAAUAAGAGUCUGUAUGCAGUAACUGAGAAUAAUGGAUGCACAUGUUUCUGGAAUUUUCCUUUAAUUUCUCUUCAUUAUCUGUUCUAUUCGGGUGCUGAUUUCUCGAUGUCCAUAGCGUGCAAUACUUACCCAUUCAGCUAAUUCGGAACCUGCGCUCACAUCGCGGCUCGCUAAUCAUUUCCCACGCUGUUGUAUCGCUUCACUGAUCAAUAUAAUCUAUCUAACCUGAAUGAAAUAGAGUAGCUCUUUCUGAUAAAAUUGUGCGCGUUUGAAAGAUUGUGUCGCACUUUGACUUCCUGCUUAUAUGACCGGCUUGGUUUACAACUACAGCUAUUGGAAUGUGCUCUCUCUCUCUCUCUCUCUCUCUCUCUCUCUCUAUAUAUAUAUAUAUAUAUAUAUAUAUAUAUAUUGUAUAUUACAUGCAAACCCAGCACACUGGGAAGUGAAAUAACUUUUAAACCAGUUGGGCUAUAACGGUGAUCUUUUAGUACGCGUUAGAGAUACUCUCCUUUAUAUUUUACACACCACUCUGCCAGUUUUUGGAUAGCUCCGCUCGCUUUCCCGUAUACAGUGUCUCUAUUUAUGGUUUCUCGAAGCAAAGUUAAUAUUCUAGUACGCUUGUCUACCAGUUUCCCUCUUUAAGGCAGAUAGGAUCCCGUAAUUACACAAACAUAGAUCAGGAAAAUAAACGGGUUAAUGUGAACGUUGCAAAUUUCAUUGAUCAAUCCAGAAAGUGAUUGAGGCAUAUCGAUGGAAUCUAGUAAUUAGAAUGCAUGUUUUCAAUUUCCAUCGUAACAGCCCAUAGCAGAUGCAUUCAUUUUUGGCGAGUAUAUUAUAAUAGCAAAUACCCCUGAUGUUCAUUCCAAGUACUACCAUCACCUUAUGUCCAAACCUAUUGGCAAUGUCAUUGAACUCGAUUUUUUUUGUCCAGGACGAGGCCGUUUUUUAUGGCUGAUCGCUCUUCAACUGCUAGUGAAGAUGGGAUGCUUCGUUUAGAGCGACUGUUUGCUGCAGGUGGUUUUUUUUAAGUCCCGCAAAAUGCACGUGGAAUACACCACAUAUAUUUCCAACUGACCUGGAUUUAAUCCACGAGGGGUGUAUUUUAUGAUCAGUUAAUGCACUUGCAGGAUUUGAAUUAGAAUUCUAUAAAAAGUUCUAUGUGGAAUGCUAGCUUUGGCCGACAGAUUGCCUUUGACUCUAAAUUCUUCCUUGCCCUUCGGCUCUCGAUAAUUCGAUUUUCGAUACUGCGAUCUGCGUCUUUGAGAGCUUACACAAUUUACAUCCUGUGCUGAAAACUAGGACACUUUCAGGUCUUUCGUAGUUCCAAAAUUAUUUAAUUUUAAGGUUUGCCAGCUUUA